Messenger RNA from Dichotomopilus funicola, 2466 nucleotides. RefSeq lists its product as uncharacterized. The record is from RefSeq and is a predicted model, not a curated record. Bases 1 to 2466 code for a protein of 821 amino acids. Gene Ontology annotation, biological process: phospholipid biosynthetic process. Gene Ontology annotation, molecular function: glycerol-3-phosphate O-acyltransferase activity; glycerone-phosphate O-acyltransferase activity. The transcript has 2 exons. NCBI's taxonomy places the organism in Eukaryota, Fungi, Ascomycota, Sordariomycetes, Sordariales, Chaetomiaceae.
AUGUCUUCAGAGGCGCCGAGGACCGCCCAACAGGGCGCAACCUCCUCAACCCCCCCCAACAAGACGAAAGAGCUCUACCCAAUGAGCAACUGGAAAUAUGACGGCUUCUUGUGGACCAUGUCUGUGCUGGUGGACUUUUUCUUUCGGGAAGUUCACCCUCGUGGAGCAUGGAAAGUGCCCAGGCAUGGACCUGUCCUCUUUGUUGCUGCCCCUCACGCAAACCAGUUCGUCGACGCCUUGAUCCUUCAACGAACACUCAAGAUGGAAGCCAAACGCCGCGUCUCGCUCCUGAUCGCACAAAAGUCGGUGCAUGGUUUUAUCGGGUGGGCCUCUCGCCAGGUCGGUUCCGUUCCUGUCGGCCGCGCACAAGACUCGGCCAAGCCCGGAAAAGGAACCAUUUACCUCCCCGACCCUAUUAACGACCCGACCCUUAUCCGUGGAAUUGGCACAGACUUUGAGAAACAGGCCGAGGUGGGCGGCAUGCUCUUUUUGCCGUCUGCCAAGGGCCAGAGCGGUGCGAGUGUUGAUAUUGCGGAUAUCCUCGGGCCCGAAGAGAUCCGUAUCAAGCGUGCCGUCAAGGGCAAGCUCGGAGUCAGCCAGCUUACCGCUCGAGACGAUAUUGAUGAGAACGGAAACCUCAGAAACGUGGACCAGGAUGGGCCAAAGCCGGGAUACCAAGGGACCAAAUACAAGGUAGCUCCGCACAUUGACCAGUCAAAGGUCUACCAAGCGGUGUUUGACCGUCUCAAGUCGGGCGGCUGUGUCGGCAUCUUCCCAGAGGGUGGCAGCCAUGACCGCACUGAACUCCUGCCUCUGAAGGCCGGUGUGGCUAUUAUGGCGCUAGGAACCCUUGCCGAGUCUCCCGACUGCGGUCUUCGAAUUGUUCCCGUGGGCAUGAACUACUUCCACGCCCACAAGUUCCGCUCACGGGCCGUCGUCGAAUUUGGGCCUCCGUUUGAGGUUCCUGCGAAGCUAGUUGAGAUGUACAAGAGCAAUAGGAGGCGAGACGCGAUCGGCCAGCUUCUGGACAUGGUUCAUUCGUCUCUGAGCGCCGUAACUGUUUCGACGCCCGACUACGACACGCUAAUGGUGAUUCAAGCCGCGCGGAGGUUGUACAACCCUACUGGAAAGAAGCUUCCUUUGCCUGUGGUUGUCGAGUUGAACCGUCGGCUGGCGAUGGGGUACGAGAAGUACAAGGAAGACCCACGCAUUGUCAGCCUUAGGAAAUCGGUCACCGAGUACAACAGGACGUUGAGGUAUCUCAAUAUCCGUGAUCACCAGGUCGAGUAUGGCAAGAUGUCGUGGCCCAUUGUCGUGUUUACCUUCAUCUACCGGAUCCUCAAGCUUAUCGUCCUCUCCGCGGGCGUUCUACCUGGCCUCAUCCUCUUCGCGCCUAUUUUCAUCGCCACCAAGUACAUCAGCCACCAAAAGGCUAAGACAGCACUGGCCGGGUCUUCGGUCAAAAUCCAGGGCAAGGAUGUCAUGGCGACGUGGAAACUGCUGGUGUCUCUCGCUCUCGCACCGAUCCUCUACGGCACCUACACCUUCCUCACCAUGUACCUGGUUUACAAGGAUCGGCUUGGCGGUCGCGUGCCGGAGUGGGUGUCCCUGUGGUCGGUGUUCUGGGCGGGCUGGAUUGUCUUCCCAGCGAUUACGUUCGCCGCGUUACGAUUCGGCGAAGUCGGCAUGGACAUACUCAAGUCGCUGCGGCCCUUAGCGUUGUGCAUCAACCCGUCUUCCAGCUAUAGCAUCAGCCAGCUCCGGGAGCGACGCGUGGAGCUCAGCGCCCAGGUCACCAAUAUCAUCAAUGAGAUUGGCCCGGAGAUGUUCCCCGAUUUCGAACACACCCGGCUCGUCUUUGAUUCGUUCGCCCGCGGUGCUUCCACGGACAUCUCCAACGCCUUCCUACACAACACAGGCGGCAGCGGCCACGGCGGCAGCGGCUCGGGACCCAGCUCGCCAGCCCACUCGCGCAGCCAGAGCGGCGCGUCAUCUCCGGGACCCCACAGCCCAUCCAUCUCGCGACGCAGCACCACACAGUCGAGCCGCGCGAUCCCGCGCAACGAGUCGUUCAACAAUAUCGGCCAAGUGCCCAUCUUUGCCACACGCCCGCCUAGCCGCAACCGUAGCCGGAGCAGCAGUGCGGGCGGUGGGCUCACGGGGUCUGUCGGACCCGGAGCCGGGUUCCCCAUCAGCGGGUUUACUACGCUGGAUAGUAAAGAAGGUUUCGACCAGGCGAACAAGAAGAUCCGUGAGGCGAUGCGCGAACGUGGCGAGCUGCGGCAGCGGAGGCAGCAACAACAGCACGGGAGGAAACGGUCCCAGGUGUUGUUGGGGGAUGAGGAUGGCUUGAGCAGUGGGAGUGAGGAUGAGGAUGGCAAUGGGGCCCAUGACGAUGAUGAAGAUGGGGUGGAGAGUGUGGAGAGCGGGCUGGCCGAUUAUGAGGAGGCACGGAAGGCUCAGUAG